Python bivittatus (Burmese python) is the source of this 1313-nucleotide messenger RNA. RefSeq names its product solute carrier family 35 member F3 (gene SLC35F3). Gene Ontology annotation, cellular component: membrane. Gene Ontology annotation, biological process: thiamine transport. The record is from RefSeq and is a predicted model, not a curated record. Lineage: Eukaryota; Metazoa; Chordata; Lepidosauria; Squamata; Pythonidae.
GCAGAAGGGCUCAUCAUGAAGAAACACUCGGCCAGAGUAGCCCCUCUUAGCGCUUGCAACAGUCCGGUUCUUACUCUCACCAAAGUGGAAGGGGAUGAGCACUCCCAUGAUUGCACAACACCAGCAGAAGCUCAGACACAAGCUGGGAUGGAAGCUGGCGGAAGAGGGAGCCGAUGUUGCCAAACAUGCUCUGUGAUCCAGCUUAAGAAAAUUUUCUGGGGAGUAAUGGUGGUACUUGGUGUCUGCUCUUCCUGGUCAGGUUCAACCCAGCUAGCAAAACUGACCUUUAAAAAAUUUGAUGCACCUUUCACUUUGACAUGGUUUGCAACAAACUGGAACUUUUUAUUCUUUCCUUUGUAUUACAUUGGACAUGUUUGUAAGUCAGCUGAAAAACAAUCUCCCCAACAAAGAUACGGGGAGUGUUGUCGAUUUUUUGGAGACAACGGCUUGACGCUGAAGGCAUUUUUUACCAAGGCAGCACCUUUUGGAGUUCUUUGGACACUCACAAACUACCUAUACUUACAUGCAAUAAAAAAAAUAAACACUACGGAUGUCUCCGUAUUGUUCUGCUGCAACAAAGCUUUUGUGUUCUUGCUUUCAUGGAUUGUUCUCAGGGACCGAUUCAUGGGAGUGAGGAUUGUCGCUGCUAUACUUGCUAUUGCAGGAAUAGUUAUGAUGACUUACGCAGAUGGAUUCCACAGUCAUUCAGUUAUCGGAAUAGCACUUGUUGUGGGAUCUGCCUCAAUGUCAGCUCUUUACAAGGUUUUAUUUAAGCUUCUCUUGGGCAGUGCUAAAUAUGGAGAAGCUGCCUUAUUUUUGUCAGUGUUAGCUGUUUUCAAUAUCCUUUUUGUUACCUGUAUUCCUGUCAUCCUUUACUUUACCAAAGUUGAAUACUGGAGUUCUUUUGAUGCCAUUCCUUGGGGAAGCAUUUGUGGAUUUUCAGUCCUAUUAUUGACAUUCAAUAUUUUAUUAAAUUUUGGGAUUGCUAUUACAUAUCCUACCUUGAUAUCUCUUGGGAUUGUACUAAGUGUACCUGUAAAUGCUAUUGUUGAUCACUACUCGAGUGAUAUUGUCUUCAACAGUGUUCGUGUAAUUGCCAUUGUCAUAAUUGGCUUGGGCUUCCUCCUGCUGCUUCUACCAGAGGAGUGGGAUGAGUGGUUAAUAAAACUCCUUACCCGCCUCAAAGUACGAAAGAAGGAAGAGAUUCCAGAGGGAAAUGGAGACAUUGUUUCAGGAUUGCAAAAUAAAAGUAGAAGAACGCGCCCCUCCAUGUCAUCUUUCACACAUUAAUAUUAUUUUAUGAACAUUCUUUA